Salpingoeca rosetta is the source of this 2301-nucleotide messenger RNA. RefSeq lists its product as uncharacterized. The record is from RefSeq and is a predicted model, not a curated record. NCBI's taxonomy places the organism in Eukaryota, Choanoflagellata, Craspedida, Salpingoecidae. Gene Ontology annotation, biological process: regulation of transcription by RNA polymerase II. Gene Ontology annotation, cellular component: nucleus. The transcript is spliced from 12 exons. Gene Ontology annotation, molecular function: transcription cis-regulatory region binding. The coding region runs from base 46 to 2301 and encodes 751 amino acids.
GCGUGCCUCGCCUCCCUUCCCCCCCCCCCACCACACACAGGGUCAAUGGCGCUCAUCACGGAUGCUGCAGUGGCUGAUCCGCGACUGUGGAGCGUCGAACAUGUGCAUGCCUGGAUUCUGCACGACCUUCAGCUGCCUCGAGUCGCGCACAAGUUUCGCCUCGCCCGCGUCGCUGGUGUUGACCUUCUCAACCUCCAGUCCAUCGACGCCAUCCACCGCCAGCACAACAUCUCCUCUCGCCAGGAGCAGUGGGUGCUGUUGCGAGGCAUCCAGCGCCUGUUCAACGACAAUGCGUCAAGGCUGUCGUCCACACCAGCGUCAACACCAAACCCAGACGACGACGAGGAACACGAAGAUCACAAUGUCGCAGGCAACGUGCGUGACUCCCACGCCCGCAUCCAACGCGCACCCACCGGAAGGCGGCCACGACAACAACAACAACAACAACAACAACAACAACAACAACAACAACAACAACAACAACAACAACAACAACAACAACAACGCCAGCUUAGCCUUCCGCGAAGCAUCGAUGCGCCGACGCGAGCAUGCUCGUUCUUCUGCCCGCUCAUGUCCUCCCAGGACGCGCGCGCACACCUCCUCCACGCCCACUCCGUGCACACGCGCACCCGACCACAGUCCCCGCCUCCCACCAACUUUGUGCUGCACAGCUUGCAACGCACACAGGGCCACGGCAACCAGCCAACGUGGCAGCUGCACAUGACAAUGCGCCCAGAGGACCACGAGCCCCACGACCACAUCCCAGCGUGUGGCAGCGACACCACCACCUCCGCCGCCGCCACAACCACGACCACGACGACAGCGCCAACAGACAACUCCGAAGAAAGCACAGGCAGCAGCGGUGAGGACAGUGGCAGUGCAGAUGAUAGCCGCACGAGCAGCGAGGGCAGCAGCAACAGCAGCAGCUACAGCAACAGUCCACAGGUUGGCGGUGUGGCCAGGCGAACAGGGAGAAGGCAUCAAGGUCACGUCACAGACACAAGCGACGAAGACAACGAAGAUGAAGUCAAACACCACGAUGACAGCGUGCUGGCAACACACGAUGACGACGAGGUGGAGCUCGUGCACAAGACGAUUGUGCUGACAGACGAAGCGGCCACGGUGGGCGACCUUCGCUUCCCCUGCGUAAGCCAUCUCGUCACUUACUACUGCCUCAACAACCCAGAGGCGCCCUUUGCGCUGACCGCGUCAGCACCAUCAGACCUUGCCCUCCUGCCCCACCUUGCCAAGCCGUGGUUUCUCGUCCAACCGAGCGAGCACGACAUGAUGCGCGUGCUCACGUCCCCACAGGUCCCAAUCGGCACAUUCUUCGUCUGCCUCUUCCCCGACACGCGCCCGCUUCGCCUCUGCUACAAGACGAGCGCAACCACUGCUGCGGAGUGCACCAUCGAGGUCACACCGGCCCUCCUGUACACACUCGGCCGACGACACGGCUGGGACCAGCCCACCUUCCACACGAUUGCUGACUUGAUCAAUCACUACCACGACCCCCAUGUCAUUGCACAGCCGGGCUGUCCACUCUCUGUUCCCCUCGAUGAGGGGCCGGUGUUGCGUUCGGCAGAAUCGCAUCCGCCAUCACCACCGCGUUCCGCUCCCUCCCACCACCAACACCAAGACCACCACCACCACCACCACCAUCAUCAUCAUCAUCAUCAUGCGAUUGCUGAGGGGCGCACACCGCUGCUCUCCAGCAUCAACUCUUCUCUCGCAUCCUCCCGCCACAGCAGCGAGCCGAACAUCCACCAGCACGUGGAAUCCCGCAUCGCAGAAGACAUUCUCAAGCGUCGCGCGACGGGGCAACACGUGGAGCUCAAUCUGUACUUCACAGAGAGGGAUGAUAUUCAUCGCCGCACCAUCUCGUGCGCAUCCCGAGCAGGGCGCUUUGGGCCGACUGAGGCUGUUUCUCUCUUCGAUGCCGGCGGUCGCCCGCUCUCCCGCCCCUUUGCAUCACUGCACCUCCUCCUCGUCCACUUGUCUGAUCCCCGAACCACACCGCUCCCUGUUCCCCUCCAAUACAAAGGGCACUGGGAUUGGAACUGGCUCAAACUGAGCUUCUCUCGCCGCAACGCAACUGACUUUCUCAUGCGAAACCCACAGCAGCUCUGUCUCGUUCGCACCAGCACCACCAUGGCAGACAGACUUGUACUGACGUACCGUGCGCGGAGCAAUCAGAUCCUUCAUCGCCUCAUUGACGUGAUCCAGCCAUCACGAUGGGGUCAGCAGUCGUCGCAUCUCGCCACUGUCACGCCAGUUUAUCGUUACUGCUGGCUUGCUAACUGA